UCUACCAUCUUCUCUCUCAAGCACGUACUUGACACAAUAAUACACAAAACAAACCCUACUUUCUCUCUUUGGCCAGCUUUUCGAUCCACUAAUUCAAAAAAGACUUUCUUGUUUUUGGAUUGUUAAUAGUUCAAAAAACAGAAGAUGAUCCAAGAACUCUUUGGAGGUCAUGCAGCAACCCUAAGUGGUGGAGAGAGAAAAAUCUCCAUUAAUGGAUCAACCCUUUUAGAACCCAUUCCUUCUCCUUCUUCUUCCCCAUCUCCAUCUUCUUCUUCUACUACACAAACCACUACCACUACUGGAACUUCAACUGAUCAGAAAGAGAAUUUGAGGUGUCCGCGGUGCGAUUCUUCGAACACUAAGUUCUGUUACUACAACAAUUACAACCUCACACAGCCUCGGCACUUCUGCAAAGCUUGUCGCCGUUACUGGACCAAAGGCGGCGCCCUCAGAAAUGUUCCGAUUGGAGGUGGAUGCAGGAAGAAUAGGAAUACUACUAUAUCAACAUCAAUUUCAAAAUCAAGUUCUAGCAAGAUAAAAACUUUAGCUGGAAUUAUACCUUCAAGCUUUGGAGGGUUUGAUUAUCACCACGAGCUUGCAUCAAAUCCGAUUUCAUUCGCUUCGCAGCAGAGUUCUCAUCAUAUUUUGAGCUUGUUAAGGCCAAACCCUAACCCUAACCCUAAUUUUGUGAAGCGGGAGGGUGUAAUGAUUGGAUCUCAUAUGAUGACUGCAGAGCCUGAAGUGCUAAAUGGUCAAACCCUAAGUUUGGAUUCUCUUGGUCAGGUUCCUUCUUUUAGUCUCUGUAGCCCUUAUUGGAAGACCAACAAUCAACAACAAAAUGGGGUUAUAGUUGGCCAUGAAGCCCAAAAUAAUAGUUCUGGACUUCAAGAGCUUUAUCAAAGGCUUAGAUCAACAACUAGUACUGGUUAUUAUAUUGGUCAAUCAAUACCAGGAGUUCCAAGCAGUGUGGGAUCAUCGUCCACUUCUUCUUAUUCAUGGAUGUUGGAGUCGAAUCCGGCGGUUGCAACUGGAAAUGAAUUAGGUUACUGGAGUAAUAAUCCAGCAUUUUCAUCAUCAUGGUCUGAUCUUCCAACAACAACAAAUGGUGCAUAUCCUUAAAAAAUUUAGGCUUCUUGUGUAUUAUCUUAAUUUGUGUAUUUUUCCUUCUAAUGUUCUAGACUACAGUUGAGUUGUUUCUAUUGUGGGUGUUUGGCUUUGUGGUAUAUGGAUGUGGGAGUAGGGAUCAUCAUGUUCUUUCUGCUUUUUAUUUAAUUUUCUUUUUCAUGUGUGGUUGAAUAAUGUUAUGAGUUAUGACGAUGUACUACCAAUUAAGACCAAGAAGUGGUAGAAGUAGAAACAGUGUUAAUGUUUUUUUUUUUUUUUAAAAUUACAGGGGAGGGGAUGGGUGACACUC
Messenger RNA from Tripterygium wilfordii, 1414 nucleotides. Its product is annotated as dof zinc finger protein DOF1.1-like. Bases 145 to 1119 code for a protein of 324 amino acids. The transcript has a single exon. The record is from RefSeq and is a predicted model, not a curated record. NCBI's taxonomy places the organism in Eukaryota, Viridiplantae, Streptophyta, Magnoliopsida, Celastrales, Celastraceae. Gene Ontology annotation, biological process: regulation of DNA-templated transcription. Gene Ontology annotation, molecular function: DNA binding; DNA-binding transcription factor activity.